CCACACUCCGAUUCACCCGAUUAACUCUUGUCACUGUCGCGCGUUCUUCUGUAACCGAGCCCAAAAAAAUCACACAAACUGCCGGCGCAUAUUAGCACCAUCGCUGACCUUUACGAUCACCACGUGCUAUCGUGCGCCUCUAUCUCUCUCUCUUCCAUGAAAGGCCAUUGCUUCCAUGGGAACCAAAUCGCUGAAGAAGAGACUGCGUGAGUCGCAGAACCCUCCCAUGGCCGCCGCGGCUCCUCCGCGGCGUAAGCCUCGCUCCUACGCCACGGCUUCCGUGCUUCUCUCCGCUUCCCUCGUCGUCUCCGUCAUCCUCGUCUUGGUCCUUUCGUCGAGCAAGUUGCACGCGUUCCAUCGCGCGGUUUUGGUUUCCUAUGAUACGGCCACCGUAGUUAACGUGUUCCCUCACGAUCCACGAGCCUUCACCCAGGGCCUUGUUUAUUAUAGAAAUGACACCUUAUUUGAGUCAACGGGUCUUUAUGGGCAGUCAUCUGUCCGUAAAGUUGCUCUUCGUACUGGGAAGGUUGAGGAUGUGCUUAAGAUGGAUAAUUCUUUAUUUGGGGAAGGUUUAACUCUCCUCAAUGAUAGGCUGAUCCAAGUAACUUGGUUGCAGAAUGCUGGUUUCAUAUACGAUAAAAAUUUAAGCAAAAUAGGGGAAUUUAAUCAUGAUAUGAAAGAUGGUUGGGGUUUGGCAACUGAUGGAAAAGUCUUGUUUGGAAGUGAUGGCAGUUCAAGAUUAUAUCAAAUUGAUCCUCAAACCUUUAAAGCUAUAUCAAAACAAGUUGUCUACUAUAAGGGUCAUCAAGUUCACAAUCUCAAUGAAUUGGAAUAUAUAAAUGGUGAAGUUUGGGCAAAUGUUUUUAUGACUGACUGCAUUGUAAGAAUCUCCCCCAAUGAUGGCAGUGUUAUUGGAUGGAUUCUCCUACCAAAUUUAAGGAAAGAACUUAUAGAAGCUGGGAAUAAUGGUAUUGAUGUUUUGAAUGGAAUAGCAUGGGAUGCUGAGCAGAAACGGAUAUUUGUGACUGGAAAACUGUGGCCAAAGCUGUAUGAAAUCAAGGUUUCUCCUAUAAAGCAACCAAUUGAAGAAGGGAUCAUUGAAGAGCUUUGCUUGCGUAAGCCUUUCAAAUUUCAUGAUUGAUUAUCCGUUUUUGCUGUAGUUUUUGAAAUCUACUUGGAAGAAUGCGCUGCCGAACUGAGAUUUGAAAUGGUAUAAUUACAUGAUCACUUUGAAGAUAUAUUCAGCAGGGAGAAUGCUACCUUCAGGUUGCCACUACCUUUGUAGUAUCAUUCUUUCUUGUAGUUCAAGAAUUAUAAUUAAAGUAACACACUAAGGAAGAUGUCAAUCAAUUUUUAUGUUAUGUAUGAUAGAGUUGAUGUUGUAAGUAACCGGAAAGUGCAAGGGCACAGGCAAUUUGAGAUAUAAUGUGUUGCAAACAAAAGAAUAGAAAUACAACAAAAAGAAAGAAUAAAAUAAUGAAUGGCUUUAGUGGUUCAA
Molecule: messenger RNA, 1498 nt
Organism: Cajanus cajan (pigeon pea)
Lineage: Eukaryota; Viridiplantae; Streptophyta; Magnoliopsida; Fabales; Fabaceae
Product: glutaminyl-peptide cyclotransferase
Molecular function (GO): glutaminyl-peptide cyclotransferase activity
Source: RefSeq, a predicted model, not a curated record